GCACACUUCAGUCCGCAAACAAACGCCUCGCCGAUAUGUCCGCCAGCAGCAGCAGUACGCCGUCCAAGCGAUUGUUGGAUUUAAGCCUGGAAGAUAAGAAGCGCUUUCUGGAUUCGUUCGAUUACGUUCUAACCGAUUGUGACGGUGUAGUAUGGAAUCUGUACGGACCGAUCGAAGGCGUUGGCAGUGCGAUCAGUGCGUUGAAGAGCCAGGACAAACGUGUGGUCUACGUUUCCAACAACAGCGUGCGAACUCUGCAGAAUUAUCGAGAUCAGGUUCGGACGCUGGGUCACGAAGUGGAUGACGAGGACGUCGUUCAUCCAGUCGUCAGCGUGAUCAAGUAUUUGAAAUCGAUAAACUUCGAUGGCUUGAUCUACGCUAUAUGUUCACAAUCGUUCCUGGAUUCGUUGAGGGAUGCAGGGUUUGAAGUUAUUCAUGGGCCGAACGAUGCACAACCAGAAUCGCUCCGUCUUAUCAUUCCGGUGAUUUACGAUAAGAAACCCGUCAAAGCGGUGGUGGUAGAUUACGAUUUCAAUUGCAACCAUACCAAACUGCUGCGGGCGGAGCUGUAUUUAAAGGGCGACCCGGAAUGCAUGUUGAUAGCUGGUGCAACCGAUCGAAGUAUUUCCGUAACGCAGCAAUUUGAAGUUCUGGGCUCGGGUCGAUAUGUGGAUGUGUUGGAGCAGGCCACCGGGCGGACGGCCAUGGUUUUGGGCAAACCGGGACAUCAGUUGGGCGUACAGUUGAAGUAGCAAUACGGGAUCCAAGAUUCGCGAAGGGCGUUGUUUGUCGGGGACAUGAUUGCACAGGAUGUCGCCUUUGGGAAAGUGGCGGGAUUCCAGACGCUGCUAGUGCUGACCGGUGGGGCUAAGAACGUGGACGUCGAGAAGAUAUCGGAUGAGAGUUUUGUGCCUGAUUACUAUACAGAGAGCUUUGCCGAUUUUGGCAAGUUGAUAGAAGAAGUGAACGAUGCAAAGGGGAAAGCUAGUCUGUGAAUAAAUGCGUAAAAUUGAAUCCAACCAAAUGUAACAAAAUGUAUUAUACUUUCAAAUCGA
Molecule: messenger RNA, 1055 nt
Organism: Aedes aegypti (yellow fever mosquito)
Lineage: Eukaryota; Metazoa; Arthropoda; Insecta; Diptera; Culicidae
Product: phosphoglycolate phosphatase 1B, chloroplastic
Exons: 3
Coding region: 36-752 (238 amino acids)
Cellular component (GO): cytoplasm
Molecular function (GO): phosphatase activity
Source: RefSeq, a predicted model, not a curated record